Molecule: messenger RNA, 773 nt
Organism: Fomitiporia mediterranea MF3/22
Lineage: Eukaryota; Fungi; Basidiomycota; Agaricomycetes; Hymenochaetales; Hymenochaetaceae
Exons: 6
Coding region: 48-407 (119 amino acids)
Source: RefSeq, a predicted model, not a curated record
UUGAGCGCGUAUAUGAGCUUGCAGAUGGGUCUUUCACCAAUCAGCGAAUGUCUCUGCAAAUGUAUCUCCGAGAAGCAGAUAGCCUCAAGAAACAUCUCGAAACGCAUCAUUCAAUAGAAGAGCGAUUCAUAUUCCCCGAACUCGCGAAAAAGAUGCCUUCCUUUGCGGAGAAUGACCAGCACCGAAAGUCUCAUGAAGGUAUUCACGACGGUCUGGUUAAACUGGGCGCCAUCACACGUGAAUUUCGAGAGAACCCCACGUCGUAUUCCCCGGAACGCAUGCGCGAAUGUCUUGAUUCCUUCAGGGACGUACUCAUGAAACACCUAGACGAAGAAGUAGAAGACCUCCGUGGGGAAAAUCUAAAGAAAUACUGGACGCUGGAAGAACUUGACAAAAUCCCUAUAUGAUGCGUGCCGUUCGGCUUUUGAUGUACUGGUUAACCGCCUCGUUCGGCAUCUGGACGGCACCUUUCUUGUAUUUUCUUUACAGAUACACGGACUCAUAAACUUUAGAGGCGUCAGAUUCAAAUCGUGUUGCGUCGUAUGCUGAUGGUGAAGGUCUCUUCCUUUCGGUGACCAUAUGGAUUUAACAUCCAUGUUGCAUAUGUAUCUGUUACGCGUGUUUGGCCAUUCAUCAUCUUCCAUUCUCCCGAGAGUUGCUGCUUCAAACUAUGUAGUCCUUGUUAACCCCAUUCAACUUUUUUUGCCGAACUUCUUAUUUUGUUGUUGCGGUUGCUCUGUGGCGUGCUGUCGUUAAGCUGCUAUACAUGUGAA